Molecule: messenger RNA, 1402 nt
Organism: Trametes versicolor FP-101664 SS1
Lineage: Eukaryota; Fungi; Basidiomycota; Agaricomycetes; Polyporales; Polyporaceae
Product: FAD dependent oxidoreductase
Exons: 3
Coding region: 13-1242 (409 amino acids)
Biological process (GO): retrograde transport, endosome to Golgi
Cellular component (GO): cytoplasm; late endosome
Molecular function (GO): oxidoreductase activity
Source: RefSeq, a predicted model, not a curated record
GUGAUAGCGACAAUGGUCGCUCAAACAAUUGUGAUAGUCGGCGGUGGCAUUAUCGGCUGCACAACAGCUUACUACCUCGCCUCGCACCCCAAAUUCGACGGAUCUUCUACCACCAUUACUCUCAUCGAGGCAUCAAAGAAUGGCGUGGCGCAGGGCGCCUCUGGAAAAGCCGGCGGGCUCGUGGCGAAGUGGGCGUAUCCGAAGGAGCUCGUGAACGUCUCAUUCCCAGAACAUGUCCGCCUUGCGGAGGAGCAUAACGGCACCGAGCGCUGGGGCUGGCGUUUUGUAAACUGUGGCAGCUGGGAAGGCCGCGGUGAGUUGUCUGGUGAGUCUGGGAGCGGGGUCGGGGCGGGCGGAAAGCGGAAGAGCCUGGAGAAGACGCUCGGGCUCGACCCCGACGAGGCGAAGAAGCAACGAGCAGCGACCGGACUACCGGACGACCUCAACUGGGUGGAGCCUGCGUUGACAGAAGCAUACUCGCCCAUGGCGCCGAAGGGGGCGACCGCCCAGGUGCACCCGUACCUCUUCACGACGAGCAUGCUCGAACUCGCACAGGCACACGGCGUUGCGCUCGUGCAGGGCAGGGUCACCGCCGUCAACGUCAGCGACAGCGGGAGCACGCGGCGCGCAACCGGGGUCACCUACACCGCACCUGGUACGGACGACCCGCAGAUCCUCCCCGCGACACACGUCAUUCUCGCCGCGGGCGCAUGGUCGCCCAAGAUCGUCCCCGCGUUGCCCAUCAUCGGGACGCGCGCGCACAGCAUCACCAUCCGCCCGACGCCCGGUACGCGCAUCGCGCCCUAUGUGCUCUUCACCGAGAUCGCCCUGCCGGGGGCAGGCGUGCGCGUCAGUCCGGAGAUCUACGCGCGGCCGACGGACGAGGUGUAUUGCUGCGGACCGGGCGACGACUCUGCGGUGCCGGACACGGUGGACGACGUCGUCGUCGACGCAGAAGCUUGCGACAGCAUUCGGGAGCACGUCGCGAGUAUAUCCCGGGAGCUGCGCGAGGGCGAGGUGGAGCGCCGCCAGGCGUGCUUUCUUCCGGUCGUGAGCACCGGCGGAGGGCCGAUUGUGGGCGAGGCGAAGGAGAUUGCGGAGGGCCUGGUCGUCGCUACCGGACAUACGUGCUGGGGAAUCUGCAAUGCUCCAGGGACGGCGAAGGCCAUCGCGGAGCUCGUGUUUGACGGGAAGAUCAAGUGCGCAAACUUGAACAAGCUGAAGCCGUCGCAAUUCUUGUAAGCGUAGAGGUUACUCGCGUGCGCUUUUUCCCUCGCGCCUUUUCUCCGAGGGCUCGAGCCCCUGUGGAAAAAACUCAGGAGCAGGACACGUCCAACGACGACGACGACCCGAAGUUGUAUCGAUAGAUUGUGCCUUGUAUUCAUAUAUCUCCUUAUAGAUG